This is a messenger RNA of Geodia barretti, 5023 nucleotides long. NCBI's taxonomy places the organism in Eukaryota, Metazoa, Porifera, Demospongiae, Tetractinellida, Geodiidae. The record is from the annotation of a GenBank genome assembly.
AUGCUCCCAUGCAAGGUGCUUGCUCAACUCGGGGCCAACUGUAUCAACUAUUUAUGGUUUUGGUGUUCAGUGUUUGCAGAGGGUCAUCUGGAUGUGGUGAGAUAUCUGGUGACUGAAGCUGACUGUGAUCCUGAUGUCAGAGAUGAUGAUCAGGACACUCCCCUUCACACUGCCUGCAGGUAUGGUCAUCUGGAUAUGGCGAAAUUCCUUGUUGCUGAAGCCAAGUGCGAUCCAAACGUGAAAAAUAAAAAUGGAGAAACCUCUGUACAGAUUGCCUGCUGGAGUGAUCAUCUGGAUGUGGUGGGAUACCUGGUGAAUGAAGCUCACUGUGAUCCUAAUGUCAAGAGUAAAAGAGGAGAAACUCCUCUCCACAGAGCCUGCAGGGAAGGUCGUCCGGAUACAGUGAGGUAUUUGGUGACAGAAGCUGGUUGUGAUCCUAAUGCAAGGGACGGUAGUGAACAGACCCCUCUCCACUGGGCCUGCAGGGUAGGUGAUGUGGAUGUAGUGAAAUAUAUGUUGACUGAAGGACACAGUGAUCCUAAUGCCACUGAUAAUGAAGGGGCAUCUCCUCUCCACACGGCCUCCAGGUAUGGUCAACUGGAUGUAGUGAGGUAUCUGGUGACUGAAGCUCAGUGUGAUCCAAACAUCAGAAACAAAGACGAAGAGACUCCAAUCCACACUGCCUGCCUGAGUGGUCACCUGGAUGUGGUGAAGUACCUGGUGACCGAGGCUCACUGUGAUCCAAAUCCACAGACCAAUAACGGAGAGACUCCGCUCCACACUGCCGGCAGGAAGGGUCAUCUGGAUAUAGUGAGGUAUCUGGUGGGUGAGGCUAGCUGUGACCUGAAUGCCAGGGACACCAAUGGAUACACUCCUCUUCACACUGCCUGCAGUAUGGACCAUAAAGGACUGGUUGCGUAUCUACUAGCAGAGUGUAACGCUGACCCCAACUGCACCGCAAACAAUGGAUUCACACCCACGUCCCUCGCAGAAAACACGGAAGUUGUCAAACUCCUUCUGCAGUACGGCGGAGUCAGCAAAAAUCUCACGAAAUGCCUCCUGGCAGCCCAAUGUUCAACUCUAGUGCCAGAGCCCAUUUCAUCGGUGUUUGUGGUUGGGAGACGAGGGAGCCGGCAAGAGCACACUGAUCAAGGCACUGACAACUGAGAAAAAGGAAGGGGGGCGGAGAGGUUGGCGUUCCAGAAACGUGAAAGUGACUGGCGUGAGGGGAAAAACUGCUGGCGUAGUGAAUCACGAAGUCCGAAACUUUGAAAUGCGAAGUCUCUGGAUUUACGACCUGGCCGGGAACCGCGCGUUUCGCAGUGCCCACGACACGGUCGCUAGAAGCAGCAUUAAAUCGGCAAUGUUUGUUCUCGUAGUAAAUCUCUGUGCCGCACUUGUCGAUUUGAAAGCAAACGGUCUCUUACUGGAUCUCCUUCGUUCAGGGUCAAGUCUGUGCACAAUCGUCUUCGACAUCACCAGUCGCCUUGCCUUACCUUCUAGCAGUAGGGAGCCACUCAGACUCGGUCAGGUCCAAACCAGCCCUGGAAGAGAAAGAGGGGGUUGUACGAAGCCUCUGUCGAGAUGCCCAAAAUCUCAUCUUUGUCGAAUAUUUCAGAGUUGACUGCCGCUACCACGACACUCCGCCACUCACCCAACUAUCGCAGCAAAUCAACGCAAACAUUAUUGGCUGAAACAAAAAGCCCCGGAAGUCACCUUUGCUCUCACACACUCUACAUCUACCUGGUCUCGGAUUGCGCAAAAAAACCUGGGGACUACGGUUAGGCAGCCUCGUGAAGACCAUAGAGUCCGAUCCGCUCUCGUGGAAAGAACGGUUUCUUCCUCAAACGUUGGAAGAAGUCCACGAAGCUUGCAGUAUCAUCAACGACAGAGGUCUCAUACUCUUCAUCAGGACACAGCCCUUAGAGAACAGUUGGAUCGUCAUUGAUAAAGAUAUGCUCCUUCGGCAAGUAUAUGGGGCAGUCUUGUCACCUCGUGACUUUGCUGAGCACAAGUCACUCACAGUGACUGGCGUUGUUCCCUUCUCGAAACUCUGCAGCACGUUUGCAGAACUCAUCGAGGCAAAGAAAAUUGAUCCGCAGCUUAUCGUAGAUUUUUUAGUCCACAUGGAGUUUUGUCGGGAGAUCAGGGAGGACGAUCUUCUCAAACUGGUGACACAGGCUCCCACAGAGUACGGUAAAGAGCGCCACUUUCUCUUCCCAGCACUGACACAGCAGAGUCCUCCGCACGACCUCUGGCAGCCCCAGCCUGACCAGUACAGCUGCUGCUGGGUCCUGCGAUGUCUGGACCACCAUUACCUCAGCCCUCGGUUCCACCAGGUCCUCUUGCUCCGACUGGCCUUUGAGCACAGCGAGGCCGUGGAACCUCACAAGGUAGCAGCCAGGAGUCCUGUCCUCCACCAGCAGUGCUCCGUCUGGAGGAACGGCAUCAAAUGGACCACUGACACCUCUGAUGUCCUGGUAGAGGUCACUGACCACAGCGUAGUCCUCUUCCUCUCCUGCCGGAGCGACGUCGGCAAAGAACUUGAACUUGUCAACACACGAGCGCAACUUAUGAAGCAAGUAUUGAAAGCAAAGGCGGAGUUUUGUGGUGCAUCGAGACAGUAGAGGAGUUUAUCCCCCACCCUCAGUACCCAGUGAACAUCCCCUGCACCUCAGUUUCAGUUGAGAGCAUUGCUCAAGCCAUCUGCAAUGGCAAGGACGUGCAAACGUCUUCUCGAGAUCUUGUACCAGUUGUAAAAUUACUUCAUUUUGAAUCGUUCCAGUUUUGUAAUCUCCAAUGUUUGGUCGAUUUGUACUGUGACGAACUAGGGUCUUGUAAGGUCACCUCAUCCUUUAUCGAAAGUGUAUCGUCCAACAUUACCUCCAUGGAUGAUUUCUGUACCGUUCUGAAUGUUCCUCUCCAUAAGAUAGAGGUAGAGGGUGGCAGCAGUGACCGUGCCAAGGCAGUGAGGAUGUUCCAAGAGUGGCAGACACAGAGUGACGGAACCUACCAGUGUCUCAGAGGACAGAUGGACAAAUACAGUAUCUUCUCAGGAAGAAACAUACUGGAGAUUGCCGUAGUUCAGAAACGUUCUCUGCCUCCACCGUCGAGAGCUGUCUCAUCUGCAGCACUGAAUGGCAGCAUACGAUGAUUUUGAAGGAUAUCACCUUCACAACUGUUCCAUUGCAUCUCUGCACUCUGUUCAUAUCAAGAUUGGUUUAUAUAGACAUUGUGACUGUUAAUAAAUUACACGUUAUUAUCUUAUGUUCAAGCUAUUGGCUGUAUUAUAUAUACAGCAAUGCUUUAUGACUACAAGUACAAUGUCGACAAAAGAAGGCAAGACGCAUGCGCAUUGGUUGCAACUCCGACCCCGCCUCCUCAUUAUUUGCAGAGGGGGAGCUGUUCUGUCGUCUAUCGAUUACUAUAGCUAGUCUCUGUCUAGCUAUAGGAAGACGAAUUUUGGUACUAGCUAGUUCCGGAGAAAUGAACGGCGCGGGAAAAGUGGAACUGUUUUCAGCCUGUCAACGAGGAGAGUUGGAGACUAUCAGGAGGCUGUCAGACCAAGUGACUAUAAGGGACAUUCGAUAUGGAUAUGGCCAGAGUCCACUGCACAUCGCCGCGAGAGAGGGUCAUCUGGACGUGGUGCGAUAUCUGGUGACUGAAGCUGACUGUGAUCCUGAUGUCAGAGAUGAUGAUCAGGACACUCCCCUUCACACUGCCUGCAGGUUUGGUCGUCUGGAUGUAGUGAGAUAUCUGGUGGCAGAAGCCCACUGCGAUACCGAUGUCAGAGAUAAAGAUGGUGAAACUCCUGUUCACACUGCCUGCUGGAGUGAUCAUCUGGAUGUGGUGGGAUACCUGGUGAAUGAAGCUCACUGUGAUCCUAAUGUCAAGAGUAAAAAAGGAGAAACUCCUCUCCACAGAGCUUGCAGGGAAGGUCGUCCGGAUAUAGUGAGGUAUUUGGUGACAGAAGCUGGUUGUGAUCCAAUGCAAGGGACGGUAGUGAACAGACCCCUCUCCACUGGGCCUGCAGGACGGGUCAUCUGGACAUAGUGAGGUGUCUGGUGGACAAAGGUCAGUGUGAUCCAAACUCCAUGGAUGGCGACGAGUCGUUUCCCCUCCACACUGCUAGCAGGUUUGGUCAACUGGAUGUAGUGAGGUAUCUGGUGACUGAAGCUCAGUGUGAUCCAAACAUCAGAAACAAAGACGAAGAGACUCCAAUCCACACUGCCUGCCUGGGUGCUCAUCUGGAAGUGGUGAGGUACCUGGUGAGUGAGGCUCACUGUGAUCAGGACUCAAGAAACACUGCCGGCGAGAGUCCUCUACAUACUGUCUGCAGGAAGGGUCAUCUGGAUAUAGUGAGGUAUCUGGCGGGUGAGGCUAGCUGUGACCUGAAUGCCAGGGACACCAAUGGAUACACUCCUCUUCACACUGCCUGCAGGAUGGGUCGUCUGAAUGUGUUGAAAUGUCUAGUGAAUGAGUUUCAAUGUGAUCCUCACGUCAGAGAUAAUGAAGGAGAGAGUCUCCUACACAUUGCCGUCAGUAUGGACGACAGAGCUGUGGUUGCGUAUCUACUAGCAGAGUGUAGCGCUGACCCCAACUGUACCGCCUACAACGGAUCCACACCCACGUCCCUCGCAGAGAGCUCGGAAGUCGUCAAACUUCUCCUGGAACAUGGUGGAGUGACUAACAAUUCCACCAAGCGGUUUUUAGCGGCCCAAGAGACUGUCCCUCGCGUACUGACCACCAGAGAUACAGCCAGCAAGGUGCCUAGUGUCCCUGGGUUUACCACAGAGAGAUGAGGAAACAGACAAGAGUGCCCUCAUAACAGCUCUGACAACCGAGGUGAAGCAGCAAGUAAAAGGCUGGCCGUCUAAGAAGUAUAAGGAAACUAGCAUCUGAGGAGACACGAGUUGAAAGUCAUAGCCUCCAGACUCUCCUCGUUUAUGUCAACAGUUUUGUUCAGACAUCAAAAAAUAAUAUUCACCUGACAUGUUUUUUUGUUAGCACAAGAGUGGAAAAA